This is a messenger RNA of Phytophthora nicotianae INRA-310, 3072 nucleotides long. RefSeq lists its product as hypothetical. The transcript has a single exon. The coding region runs from base 480 to 2756 and encodes 758 amino acids. The record is from RefSeq and is a predicted model, not a curated record. Lineage: Eukaryota; Oomycota; Peronosporomycetes; Peronosporales; Peronosporaceae.
CAAUAAUUAGCACGUGAAAAAGUUGCAGCUACGCGGGAAUGACAGUCGGCAAAUUGGCUAAGAAGACGUCGAGACGCGCUCGGAAGUGCUUGUUGCGGUCGUUUGCCGCGUCUCCUACCCGCUCUGUUGUUGUCCUCCCUCUUGGUUACUGCUCUGCUUCUCCCGUCCAUCUCAUAAGUCCAAUCGCCUUCUGCGUUGGCUCGUGGACAAUUGGAGAACGUGGCAGUUGACAGAGGAAAGACAUAAAGAGAGAAGAAAAGGGAGAGAACUCGGACGCUAAUUAGUGCAGUGUGUUUAAACUCACUAAGAAGCAACGAGAAGGGAUAGGAGAAGGGUCUCGCACCUCCAGUCAUUGAGCUUCUGGAUUGCUAGGUACUUUUACGUUCCGUUAAAUAUUACAUUAAGUUCACGGGACUCGAAUUUUAGUGAGCCCCGUUCGAUCAACUCCAGGCGUUGAGGUCUCUCUCGUAAGGGGGAAUAUGGCUCACAUUGAGACCAAGGACCCGUUCGGCUUCGUGGGCUCGCACGUUGUGCGAAAACAGCCUCGGAAGGGCGGGGAAGAACAUGGGUGGCUCACAAGGUACGACGAGGUCCUGGACUGCUAUACGCUGUUCGUGCCUGGAGGAGGAGAGCCCAGAUUGUUGGCGCGAGGAGAGGUGAUGAAGUUCCUGUCGGCGCCAAAUGUUGAGCUUCAUGAUGACGACCAGGACGAGUUCCCACCACCUGUAAAAGACACCAGCACCAGUCGGUAUUUGGGGGUGAAGCUACGUCGACCUCCGCAACAUUCAAGAGAUGAUGAAAACACUAUGGAUGAAGAUAUACGGGGCCAUGUUACAUGUUUCCUGCCUUUUGGAGACCGAUAUUGUGUUGAGUAUGAGGACGGCUCGGCUGAAGAAAUGUCCGAGUCUGCAGUCAUUGACGGCAUGAUUGCACUGAUCAAGUCGCCAUUCUUCUCAUCUCCUAGUCAUAAAAACACACGGAAUGGAUCUAUCAGAACUAGAAGAAGUAUUGAGGAACUGGAUGGAGAAGUCACCGUACCAGUGCGACGGAAGCGACAGCGGGUCAAGACACUUAGUGACGAAGAAGUCCAGGAAAUCCCGAACGGAUCUGUAGCUGUGGUUGAGAACGUGGCUGACCAGCAACAGGAUAAUGAUGUGGUUAUAGUUGAUCAAGCGGAGGUGGAAGCUGAAACAUCAACUGAGACUGAGCCGGCACCUAACAUUUUAGAGAUUAUGAGUAGCACUUUGGGUACUAGCACUCCACGAGAAAACUCGCUAGAAAUGGCGAGUCAUCCCGUGGAAGAAACCAUACAUAUCGACGAAGGUGAGGUGGCUGGCCAGGAUGACACUGCGGCAGAAGUUUUCGAUACUCCAGAAGAGCCUGUAAGCAGUGGGGGUUUAACUGACGCGGCUCAGACUGAUGCAGCGCCAAUGGAGGGGCAGAAGGAUGUCCCGUUCUACAUUAUUGAAAAGAAGCCGCACGCGGCCACAGAGCCUCUACCAAGACGCGCUAUGGCCUUUGAGCUGCUCCGAGCUUCGCUGCUGAAUCUGCUGGAUCGACGCGAGGCUAGUACCGUCAAGAUUGCGAUGCAGUACGACUUGCUGCGCAACCCCGACGUACGAGACCGCGACGCUGUGAUCCGCUUGAUGAAUGCUGACGGAUUACUUGUUCUCAACCAUUUGCUGAACUCGUAUGCAACUGAAGUGCUUGAAGACGAGGAGGAAGAAACUAAAGACGAUUCACCGGAAAAGAUCCGCGAGCGCAUGGAACGUGACGACGAACUUCUACAUGUUUUAAAGAUUGUGGCGAUGCUUCCAACACCGUCGAGAGACCAAGUGAUCGCAUCGAAUAUUGGGAAGACUAUUAAUUAUCUAACCAAGAAGCGUGGACCGCCAGGGCGCAAAAGUGUUCUACCCAAGUGUAUCACGGCUCUGGCGAAAUGGAUCAAGAGUUCGUGGAUCAAGAAUAUCCCUCCAGCUCCGAAGGUGUCGCCCAAGGCAGCUUUCAAGCCUCGACAGCCAGCGAGUCGACCUCAACAACAAGCUCGACGUGGCGGACGCGGCGGAUCUCGUGGACGCCCAAAUCUCCAGUUGAAUCGACGACAGCCGCCGCCAUCAAAGCGACCGCAGCGUCAGGUCUCGUUGGUUCCAAGGACUCCCCCAGAAGAGCAGCGCAUUCCGGUCGACAACACGCCGAUCCCUCGGCUUCCACGUCUAUCGUCCCAGCGAGCGGUUGCUACCUCUGCUCCUGCUCCACCGCAGCCUCCAGCUCCACGUCGUGUCACUGGUGGACUCAAGCCAGACUGGAUGAGACAGAAGGAGAAUCUAUCGCGCUCUCGCUUCUGCAUUGAUGAUUACACGAACGUUGACACGAGGCUGUAUCGGGAUAAUCGAGCGCAUCCUAUCACGAACGUGCCGGUGGUGGGCACGCCUUCUCAAGCAUUGACACAGCAGGACCAAAAUCCGGACCAACACGAAGACGCUGGUGGUCCUGACGGAGUGUUUGGACGAUCUCAAAGACUCCGUUUUGGCAAACGCUGGAGUACUCAAGAGUUCGGGAUGAUGGAUCCUCCGGGCACUCUAAGACAACCUCCGAGGUCAUACUCGAUGCCUUCUUAUUCCCGCUCGCUGUACUCGGAUCAGUAUGCAUCUGUGUAUGUGCCGCCUGUGCCGAAUUCGUCUCGUCGACCUCGAUCCAUUCUGCGGCGUGUCAGUCGGUAUAAUGAUGAGCCUGCUAUUGACGGACCAGGAAGCUGAUUCCGUCUGGAUGAACGAUAGAGAUCACUCCAGUGGCGUGGGCUUGUGAGAUCAACUACUACAUGUACUGUAGUAGUAGUUUUUUUUACCAGCAUUCCACAGAUCAACAUGAAGCUUCUUGCAGACGCUUAACGUUAUUCUUCGACACUUAAGUUGACCUCGCACAGAAUAAAUCAUUGACUACUGUAGAUGCUCGGCCUUCUUCGUCGGUCUUUUAUUGUCCAGGACUCGCGCAGAUAUGAAAUGAGGUCCUGGUAAUCGUACAAUAACAACGGGGUUAGCGGAUAACUUUAACAAUUAUUGAAUGAAAUGCGGA